GGCCAUUUUUGACGUCGUGUGUUCAUUUCUGAAGUGUUGAAAAUGAUACAAAACUUGAAAGAUAUUCAUUGAUAUAAAGGAUCUAUGGUAUCCUAGUAUAGUUGCCUUAAAUAUCGAUAUUCGUCCCUAAUUUUGAAAGAUUGAAAAAAAAAUGCGUUUCUCAAGAAGUUAUCUCACAUAUAAAAGAACCCUGCGCAUUUUCGCUAUUUCCUUCGUUGUUACCGCGCUUAUAUAUCUAUCGUCGACUGAGGACGUGGUUCGCCGUAGCCUCGGGGCGAGGAGGGGAGCCACCGACCUUGCGACACCUGACUCUAAGGCUGAGAUUUCUUUAUCGCAAAUCGAGGAGCGGGCGCGAGGACCCCUUCGCGCAGACGACCCGGGCAUCCUCCAGCUCCUGAGGACCAAGUACCUCGACCCCCCUUCCUCCUCCCCCUACAACCUGCGCGAAGGACCUCCUGAGGACGUCGUCUACACCACCUACAAGAAGCAGUACCCGACGUGGACCUUCAUCAACAGCGCCCUCAAGGAUCUAUACGAGGGCCGUCCUCCGGGCUUCUUCGUGGAGGCCGGGGCUCUCGACGGGGAGUACCUCUCGAACACCCUCUACCUCGAGAGGCACUUCCACUGGACAGGACUCCUGGUGGAGGCGGAGAAGGAGAGCUACACGGUGUUGAGGGAGAAGCACAGGAAAGCGUGGUCGUCCCCUGCGUGCAUUGCCACCAAGCCCUAUCCUCACUCAGUCGUCCUCACCACCUUCAGGCAUGCGGAUCGUCAGGCUCACUGGCUGGACCGGGGGGCGGCCAGGAUCGAAAAGGAGGACGCCUUGACCAACGAAGGACCAGGCUACAGAUCCUACAGCGUCGUCCAGUGCUUCCCGACCCUCUCCUUCUUCUUGGCCCUCAACGUCACCCACGUCGACGUCUUCAGCCUGGACGUCGAGGGCGUCGAGGUGGACAUCCUGCGAUCCUUCCCCUUCGACAAGAUCACCGUCGACGUGUGGGUCAUCGAACACGCCCUCCCGUCGGGAAAGUCCCCGAAGUAUCCCCUGUGGGAAUACGAGGACCAGGAGUUCAUCGCCUUCAUGGAAGCUCGCGGGUAUUAUCUGUUCGACAUGUUUUGCUACGCCAUCGCGGAUUACGUCUUCGUCAGGAGGGAGAGCGAGGUCUUCCAGAGACUCGGCGUCCCGGAGGAGCUGUGGACGCGGAGGGGCUUGUGCCUCGAGAAGCCCGAGUUUCAGCCGAACAGAACCGAAUAUUUCCCUGUGGAUCUGAGGGAUAGGCGCCACUGGCCGACGCUCUUGUACUCGGGUUAAAUGCGUUCUGUUGUGGGUGUUCUAGACGGAGCAAUGGGAAGGAGGAAAAACGCUUAUUCUCGUGUCUUUGUUAUUCUCUCUUUCGUUGUCCGUUCAGUAUGAAUUAUUCACAGUUCACGGACAUCGUAUGCUGUUCGUUUACACAAAGUCUUUUUAAGAAGAAAUGAAAAAGAAAAAAGAGAGAGGAAGUGGUGCAUAAAUAUAUAAAACUGCCAUGCAUACAUUAUCAUUAUUGUAAAUGAUUAUUAGAAAACAAAACUCAAGUACUAAUGUAAUCUAAAUGUGUUAGUAUGGUAACUCCUGUAUACAUACAGAAGUAUUAGCAUUACUUGUAAAUUGUAACAUAC
Molecule: messenger RNA, 1659 nt
Organism: Penaeus vannamei (Pacific white shrimp)
Lineage: Eukaryota; Metazoa; Arthropoda; Malacostraca; Decapoda; Penaeidae
Source: RefSeq, a predicted model, not a curated record